Anneissia japonica is the source of this 2481-nucleotide messenger RNA. RefSeq names its product L-threonine ammonia-lyase-like. Gene Ontology annotation, molecular function: threonine deaminase activity; L-serine ammonia-lyase activity. The transcript has 13 exons. NCBI's taxonomy places the organism in Eukaryota, Metazoa, Echinodermata, Crinoidea, Comatulida, Comatulidae. Gene Ontology annotation, biological process: L-threonine catabolic process; L-serine catabolic process. Bases 182 to 1570 code for a protein of 462 amino acids. The record is from RefSeq and is a predicted model, not a curated record.
ACACUUGUUUUUUAUGAUCGCAAGAAGAUGAUGGCACGGUAAGCUCUUGUCCGUUGAAGUAGAGAUUUUAAAAGCAAGGUGACAGUUAUUCUUCCAUUCAUCGUUGAUUGUGAUUUUCAUGCCAAUAUAAAAGAUACUAUAGUACUCACUGAUACUACAGUCAGAGAUUAAAUUAUAAGGUAUGACUUCCACGGUGGUAUGCACAACAAAUGGUAUAGAAAAUGAUGAGCAACGAUUAUGCAUUGAAGAGCCGAUCCAGAAUGGAAACAAAAACCACAAUAUGUACACAGUUGGUGAAGACUUAAAUGACGGUGAUCUCAAAGAUGAGCUCUGUGACCCAGAUAACCCAAUCUCUGUGAAGUUCCAGGAUGUGAGUGCUGCUGCUUAUAAGAUCAAAAGUGGAAUCCAAAGAACACCUUGUCAGAAAUCACACAUGUCAGCGCUGACGGGGAUGGAAGUAUAUUUCAAGAAAGAAUUUUUACAGUUUACAGGAAGUUUUAAGGAAAGAGGAGCAAGGAACACAUUGUUAAUGCUUAAUAAGGCUCAGAAGAAGAAGGGGGUGAUAGCAGCAUCAGCCGGAAACCAUGCACUAGCUCUGUCAUACCAUGGCAAGGAUCUAGGUAUCCCAGUGACGGUUGUCAUGCCAAUUGUGGCACCGAUCAUGAAGGUUAGCUUGUGUAGGCAACAGCAAGCUAAUGUGGUUAUACAUGGGGCAGAUAUUGGUGAGUCCAAGAACCUUGCCAUGAAAAUUGCAAAGAAGGAAGGGUUGGCAUAUAUUAAUGGGUAUGACAACCCUCACAUCAUCGCAGGUCAGGGAACAAUGGGUCUUGAAAUUGUUGAACAAAUUGCUGAUAUUGAUGCAGUAGUAAUUCCAAUAGGAGGAGGAGGUUUAAUUGCUGGAACAGCCCUAGCCAUUAAGAGUUUAUCACCAAAAACACUUGUAAUUGGUGUGGAGUCUGAAAAAUGUGCAAGUUUCAAGGCAUCUUUAGAAGCAGGUACACCUGUGUAUACUAAAGCUGGACCAACGCUGGCUGAUGGUCUGGCUGUCCCACUUGUUGGUGUAAAUGCUUUUGAAACGGCUAAGGAUUUAAUUGAUAAGGUUGUAACUGUAAGUGAGGACUUUAUUGCACUGUCAAUUUUGAGGUUGGUUGAACUUGAAAAGGCUGUUGUAGAGGGCGCUGGUGCUACUGCAUUGGCAGCAUUGCUUGGCAACAGGCUUCCAGAACUCAAAGGCAAAAGGGUUGUGAUUCCAUUGUGUGGUGGCAACAUCGAUACAACAGUUCUCGGACGAUGUCUGGAAAGGGGUCUUGCAGCUGAUGGUAGGUUGUGCAAGUUUGUGGUUACUGUAAGUGACAGACCUGGUGGUAUAGCUGAACUCACUAAACUCAUUGCUGAUCUUGGUGUAAGUAUCAAGGAUAUACAUCAUGAAAGAGCAUGGUUGAAGAAUGCAAUCUUUAAUGUCCAGGUUAUGUGCGUAGUAGAGACACGAGAUCAAGAGCACGCCCUCAAGCUCCAACAACUUCUGCAGGACAACUAUUCAGGUGUAAUAUGGGGACCGCACACUGUCUGAACAAAGCAAUUUACUAAACAUGGCUACAAUGAAAACAAUUUGUGCAAUCUCUUUUGGGGGCAGCAUUUUGUGAGAUAACAAUGUUUAAAUGAACAGAAUUUUUUCUAUUCACAAUGAAGAAUUAAAGUUGCUGGCUGAGGUGGAUAAAAAUGUUUUUAGUGAAAUUAAUGAUUCUUCAGUGCACACAUCUGCUCGGAGACUCAACAAACUGCAUCAGUUUUUGCACUUUAUAUUGCAACAUAUUGAAUAAAAUAUAGGCUACAAUGUUUAUUAUAUUGAUUUAGAUUCUAGCAGGUUUUGAUUUAAACUACUAGCAGGUUGUAAUUUAAAAGAUAGUUUUGUUUAUAAUUUGCAAAGCUGAUGUUGAUUUAGGUGGUUGUCGUUAGUAACUAAUGUAAUUUUAAAAUUAAAAAAAAAUGUAUCUUGGAGAUUUUUAUAAGAAUGUUUAAACUUCUACAAAAUAUUUAAGUUUUGCUAACUCUAUUAUGAAUAUUUAUUAGAAAAAUGUGAAGUGGUCUCCUGAUUGAAAGGCUGGAAGUCUGAUCUCUUGUUAGUAUUCUUGGCAAGGCAUUUUAUCUGUACAGUAUUGCUUCCCUCCAACUAGGAUUUAAAUUGGUACCUGGUAGUGCAGAACAGGGGUGGCGCCAAGAUUUGCCUGACAGGGGGUCCCAAUGUCCUGACGAGAGCAAAGUGGGCGUGGUCGGGCAUCGCUCAAAAUAUUCUGAAAGUGAUAAAGGGGCGAAAACUUUGACAAUUUAGGGGUUUCAAAGGCUUAUUUAAUAAAUUUUUUAGAGUCUACUAAUAUAUAGAAUAUACCUAUAAUUUCUUUCUUCUGCCCGCCACCCCUGGUGCGGAAAGUUACACAUUGUGCAUUAUUGCCCGACUCCUUGCGUCUGUAUAAUUAUCUAUUU